Molecule: messenger RNA, 1992 nt
Organism: Panthera uncia (snow leopard)
Lineage: Eukaryota; Metazoa; Chordata; Mammalia; Carnivora; Felidae
Gene: METTL21A
Product: methyltransferase 21A, HSPA lysine
Exons: 4
Coding region: 526-1182 (218 amino acids)
Biological process (GO): peptidyl-lysine methylation
Cellular component (GO): cytoplasm; cytosol
Molecular function (GO): protein-lysine N-methyltransferase activity
Source: RefSeq, a predicted model, not a curated record
GUGUCGUAUCGGCAGGUGCACCAACGUGGGCACUGGAAGGAGGGAGACUAGAGCCUUGGGACUGCAGCAACGCCCGGGACCGGGUGUGGGGCCAAUCGCGCGCCCCCCGGCUUCCCUGCGUCCCCGGAGCCCGUUUUACUAUGGAGGCCCAGGCGCCGCGUGCGGACUCUGAGUUCGCGCUCUAGUUGACAAGGGCUUUGUCACUUUUCCUACUCUGUUGCCACCAAGCGGUGAUGACGCCAAUUCGGUCCUCACUUUGGUGACGCGAGGACAAAUGGGUGACCACGUAUGCUUCGGAGCAAACUUUCUCCUACACCUGCUAACUGGCCACCUUUAACAGGAAAAACAGGAGAGCACACAAACUAGAAAAAAACCAAAACCAAACCACGCAAAUACACACACGCACAUAUACACACACAGUGCGCGCGCGCCUGCGCAGGGGUGAGAACGAGCUCACAGGAAGGUGGAACCAGCGCAAGACCUUAGCGCCAGCUUUGAGGGAGCAGAGAGCUGGAUGCCGGUGACAUGGCCCUGGUGCCCUACGAGGAGACAGCGGUAAUGGGCUUGCAGAAAUUCCACAAACCUCUUGCCACCUUCUCCUUUGCGAACCACACGAUCCGGAUCCGGCAGGACUGGAGACAGCUGGGAGUUGCCGCAGUGGUUUGGGACGCGGCCGUCGUUCUCUCCGCAUAUCUGGAGAUGGGAGCUGUGGAGCUGAGGGGCCGCCGCGCGGUGGAGCUGGGGGCCGGCACCGGGCUGGUGGGCAUAGUGGCUGCCCUGCUGGGUGCUCAUGUGACUAUCACGGAUCGAAAAGUAGCAUUAGAAUUUCUUAAAUCAAAUGUUCAAGCCAACUUACCUCCCCAUAUCCAACCCAAAGCUGUUGUUAAGGAGCUGACUUGGGGACAAAAUUUGGGGAGUUAUUCACCUGGAGAAUUUGACCUGAUACUUGGAGCUGAUAUCAUAUAUUUAGAAGAAACAUUCACAGAUCUUCUUCAGACUUUGGAACAUCUCUGUAGCAACCGCUCCGUGAUUCUUUUAGCUUGCCGAAUUCGCUAUGAACGAGAUAACGACUUCUUGGCGAUGCUGGAGAGGCAGUUUACUGUGACUGAGGUUCACUACGAUCCUGACAAAGACGUACAUAUUUACAAAGCACAGAAGAGAAACCAGAGGGAGGACUUCUAGUUGGCUGUAAUUUUUAGGAAUGUUGUUAUUGAGUGUGUCGGUGAAGGUCUUAGCCUGGGAAUCGAACCACAUUUGAUGAAAUGGCUCCUGAACAAAAAGUCUAACCAACCAAAGGUUCCCAAGGGACAAAGCACAUGUGCCGUUUGAAAACAAAGUGGCACUUUGUCCCACUGCUGUGACUUCAUAGUCCUAUUUUACUUUGAAAAGUCCAACUAGCGUUAAAGGAAUGUAUGAGAUAUCUGUAUCCCAUACUGCCCCCUCUUGGUAAACAAUUUUCACUGGUGAUAGAAUGAAGGGCUGGUAUAAAAGGGCCUUCAAAGCAGUGAGCUUGUUUCGGUGAGGCUAACCCAUGCAAGUUCUAUUAAAUACAUUCUGAGAUACAUGUUGAGCCCAGUUUUCUAAUUUUCUGAAUAUAAAGCAAGAGGCUUAAUGUAUAUUCCCUGAGCUGUUGAUGCUCUUGAAAUCUUUUGUCUGCCCCAUUUAGGUUUUAAGUAUUACUUUUGGUUACUUGAGAUGAGGAUGUGAGUUCCCUGAGGUCUCGUUUCAUGCUUUUUGGCUUAAUUUCCGAUUUAGGCACACAAACAAAUGAAGUAAAACUAAAAGUUGAGCUACGUCUUGAAACCACCAUGUGCUGCGCCUGGGGUGUCGUCUUCAAUAGCUGUAGUUUUCCCCUGGCACUCCCCUUUCUCAGAUGUUGUGUUUGUAUUUCUUUCCUAGGCUUUCCCCUCCUUCGUAUAAUGCAUAAGAUGACGUUGAAAACAGUUGGAAAUCUCACCCCUUCAUGGGAGGUUAACUCCCCGAGAAGCUCCU